AUGUCGAGCGGCAAAAUGCACCAAACAUCGUCUCGUUUGUUGCGCAUGACGAGCGAUGAUAGGCCAUUUACAAGAGACUUCAAAGAUCUCUUUUCGACGCUUAUUGUCAGCCUGAAACUAGAGACACAUCGAGUGCGCUUCUCCAAGUUCGAGCACACCUUCACUGCGGAAGAGGCCAUCAACAAUCUCGGUUCCCUAAAAUUCUCUCAGUCUAAUCGCAUGCCAGAUCCAAAAGAUCCCUCGCGAAUUGUCACGACCACCACAACAACAACUUUUUCCAUGGCCAAAGAGAUGGCCCGCGCUGUAUGUCAACGGUCUGUAGAUGCCAGGUUCAUCGAAUCCGUAGACGGACGGGUAACCACUCAAUUCCCUCUCAAGGGCGCGCUCUUCCAAUUGACCCCAAAGGGCAUCCACAUCCUGCAACGAUUUUGCCAGAGAAAUGGUAUCACUGCCAGACACAUACUGGAUGUGCUUGAAUCGCCUCGGAAUACUAUGCAAUUGGUGAUCCUGGAACGAGAUAGCACCACAGAUCAGAUUUCUCAGGAUCGCGCUACAAUCGAAGUGAUAUUUCGUCGGUUUGCUGGCCAAGAUGGCCCUAAUAUCAAGUCUUCAGUGUCAACUUCGGAUUCGGAUUCUGUGAGUGACUAUUCCAAUGGACUUGUGGGCGUAAAGCUAGCUAGGGAAAGGAAAGUGGGAGAUAAAAUCAUUCACAACUCGUUUACGGGGAAAGCGGCAGUGGAUUGGUUGAUGGACUGCUGCACAAUUAUAGACCGUCUGGAGACGUUUGAGAUUGCCACGAUGUUCGUAAAACAGGGUUUGAUAAGCGCGGUCUUCGAGGACAAGAACUUUAUUCAGCAAAAUCCCGACGCUACACUUUUCCAGCCUACCAAGUAUGCCAUUUAUGCAGUGACGGAGCGAGGUUCGCGGAUAUGCGGAUGGAUCGCACGGGAAAAACCCGUGGUUUCUACAUUCGACGGACGAAUUGCGCCUCGAGAUUCAAACAAUGCUCGCUUAAACAAUAUCCUGCAAGAUCCCGCGUUGCGAUUACUAUUCAGGGAAUUCUUGCGCUAUUCCCUCUGCGAGGAGAACCUGUCGUUUUACCUCGACGUUUCCGAAUUCACGGCGGAUUAUCACCGGAAAGAAAAAGCUGGUUCAUUCGCGAAAAUGGAUGCUGUUCGUGAAACCCUCGCUAGUGCAUAUGGCUUAUACAAUGCUUUUCUUGCUCCUGGAUCUCCCUGCGAGCUGAACAUCGAGCAUGCUCUGCGAAACAGUCUUGCUAGCCGCAUGACACGUGCCGUUGGCGACGACGCAUCAAUGCUGAAGAGCUUAACUGAAGUCGUGGGCCUUUUCGAGCUUGCCCAGGUUUCCGUCUUCAAGCUUAUGUCAAGCGAUUCCGUUCCGAAAUUUGUGCGCGAUCCAAAGUACGCUGUCGUAUUACAGGACCAUGAUGUCGAGCUAAAUAAUCCUUCCGGCCGGUCAUUCUCUCCCACUGCUGCUCCCAUCCCUGAACGCUCCUUAAGCCGAUCUACAAAAUCAUGA
Molecule: messenger RNA, 1539 nt
Organism: Paracoccidioides brasiliensis Pb18
Product: developmental regulator flbA
Exons: 3
Coding region: 1-1539 (512 amino acids)
Biological process (GO): intracellular signal transduction
Source: RefSeq, a predicted model, not a curated record